This is a messenger RNA of Corapipo altera (White-ruffed manakin), 648 nucleotides long. RefSeq names its product mitochondrial fission process 1 (gene MTFP1). Gene Ontology annotation, cellular component: mitochondrion. The coding region runs from base 44 to 523 and encodes 159 amino acids. Gene Ontology annotation, biological process: mitochondrial fission. The record is from RefSeq and is a predicted model, not a curated record. The transcript has 4 exons. NCBI's taxonomy places the organism in Eukaryota, Metazoa, Chordata, Aves, Passeriformes, Pipridae.
GGCCGCGGAGGGGGCGGGGCAUGCGGCGGGAGCGGCGGGGGCCAUGGGGGCGGCGGAGCAGGACGUGUACCGGGACACGUGGGUCCGAUACAUGGGUUACGCCAAUGAGGUGGGCGAGUCGUUCCGCGCGCUGGUGCCGGUGCCGGUGGUGUGGGCCAGCUACGGCGUGGCCACCGCCUACGUGACCGCUGACGCCAUCGACAAGGGCCGGAGAGCUGCCACCGCCCACGCACAGGACCCCACGCGGGUGGGGGUGGCCGUGGUGGACACCUUUGUGUGGCAGGGCCUGGCCUCGGUGGCCAUCCCCGGCUUCACCAUCAACCGGCUCUGCGCCGCCUCGCUGGCCCUGCUGGGGACCCUGACCCGCUGGCCCCUGCCCCUGCGCCGCUGGGCCACCACCGCCCUGGGGCUGGCAGCCAUCCCCCUCAUCAUCACCCCCAUCGACAGGACUGUGGAUUUCCUGAUGGAUUCCAGCCUCCGCAAGCUUUAUGGGACACCAGGAGAGCCCCCGACACCCCACUGAGCCCCUCCAGCCUGGGGAAACCAAGGCACUGCUGUGACCCACCUACUGUGACCCCUCACUCCAGUGAUGACCCUGGAGCAGCCACUCUGCCCCACACUGGUCCUAAUAAACCAUUUCAAAUGUGA